GAAAAAUAACUACUCGUUGCUAUUCUCUUGAAACUACGCUUAUCUACACGAAACUUGGAGCCCACUAGUUGACUAUGUCUCCUAUUCCUCGGCAUGCUGUCAAGCUCACACAGAGAAUCCGAAAUCCUACUCUGCGUAAUCUCACCCUGAGCCUCAUCGAAGAGGCUACUCAGAAGCCUGACCUAGCCCACUUCACUAUCGCCAUCCUCAAGAAUCCAUCGCACACGAGCCAUACCGAUCUCACUCCGCAUGCUACAGCUUUGUUUGCAACGGAGGAACAAUUCAAAAAUAACAAGGCUCAAACAGCUCACAUAUACCACGAUGAACAGGGACAGUAUACUGGUCAUAUUCUAUAUCAGGAAAGAGGGAACAAGUCGUCGGAUGAAUGA
Messenger RNA from Penicillium angulare, 389 nucleotides. RefSeq lists its product as uncharacterized. NCBI's taxonomy places the organism in Eukaryota, Fungi, Ascomycota, Eurotiomycetes, Eurotiales, Aspergillaceae. Bases 75 to 389 code for a protein of 104 amino acids. The record is from RefSeq and is a predicted model, not a curated record. The transcript is spliced from 2 exons.